AUGGGCUCAGCUUGCAAGUUGCUGCUAAUUGCGCUUGCCAUCGCAACAGAUGCUCACACGAACGCUUUGACGCUGCACUCUCGGACUGAUGAUGACACCUUCAUCAUACCACGAGAAAGCACUAUUCCGACCAAUACUUCGCCGAGCACCGUCAUCGAUAGUGACGUAUCGGAUAAUACUAAGAGACCAGCAUCUUCAGUCAAUACAGCACCAACAACUUCCUCUAUAUCGGACUCCGAUUCAACAUCGACGCUUGACAACACUGACCAAGAUGCGACCAAGUCAUCUACACACGACUUUGCAACAAUUAGUUCAGGAUCGAUAUCAGAUCGCAACACAAACGACUUGGCGGAUGAAACCAAUUCUACGCCACCACCACCAGCAGUGAUCUCCAAGUCAUCGAUAGACGGUCUUGACUUGGUCAGUCAUAGCAACACGCAGUCGAGUGCGGAUGGUUGGACUGGCAUUGUCGAGGCUCUUUCGGUCGUGUUUGGAGCUCUUGCUUGUGUCGGGGUCGUAAUCAUGGUUGUAACGUACAAGAUAAAACGUGGCGUGAAUGAGAAUGACAGCAACCGUCCUAGCCUCGACUGCGAAUAUAGCGGGGAUUGCUUCGAUGACCGUGCGCUUAGCGUUGUGCAGGAUAAAUCCUCGCUUGUCGCUACGAAGACGCCAGACACUGACUUGGCUGCGUCUGCUUGUAUCGUUAACUUUGUGGAUCCCAAUUCGUCCGUUAGCACAACGUCUUCACUCGGCAGCACCCGAUGCAAGGUGCGCACAAGUUCUGCUGUUCCAAGCUCAAACUCGAAUAGCGAGAGUAGUAUGCAAUUGCAAAACACCCGGCAGGUAGAAGGCAUCGAUGUGGUCCUCACUUUUAAUGAGGAUUGGGAUUCUUCACGCUUAGCACCUGAAGUACAUCUGUAA
Peronospora farinosa is the source of this 921-nucleotide messenger RNA. Lineage: Eukaryota; Oomycota; Peronosporomycetes; Peronosporales; Peronosporaceae. The record is from the annotation of a GenBank genome assembly.